CUCCUUCUCAGGCUCAUAACCUCACAUUGAACCAAAAUGGGCCAAAUAGAAGAACUCCCCGACGACUACGACGAGUCGCUCGAAGUCAACAAGCAGCCCCAACAACCCCCCGCGACCGCAUCCAAAGAUGAAUUCACCCCACCUCCCCCGGAGGAGCUCCCCAUUCCCAUCAAGGAAGAGCGCCUCAAAGACCUGAAUGCGGGCGCUGACCCCAUGGCACCUCAAAUGCCUCCUGCCAUGGAGGCUGUGAGCACGCACACGACAGACGAGCUGGCGGAUAUCCUGAACCGCACGCCGCUGUUCAUGACGGAUAUCAACAAGGCGUAUGAUGAGAACGGCGAAAACCCCUUCCUUGAUGCGAUCCGCGCGCUCCAGAACGAGGGUACCCGCGGCGAUGUCGCGCAGAACUUCCGUGAACAAGGAAACGAAGCUGCUCGCGAGAAGCGCUGGGCUGAUGCGAAGGAGCAUUACUCCAAGGGUAUUGCGGUCUUGCUGGCCAAGGAGGAUAAGUGGGAUAAGCCUGAGGAUGAGAAGGAGGAGGCCCGGUUGCGGAGGGAGGUCGAGGAGGCGUGCUAUAUUAAUCGCGCGCUGUGUCAUUUGGAACUGAAAAACUACCGAUCUACGACCCUCGACUGCGCAGCUGUGCUGAAGCUGAACCCAAAGAACGUGAAAGCGUACUAUCGGUCCGCCAUGGCGUUGUUUUCGCUGGAUAAGAUUGUCGAGGCGGAGGAUGUGGCAUCCCGGGGAUUGAAGCUGGAUCCGAACAACAAGGCUCUUCAGAUGGUUGCUGGAAAGAUCGGCGAGCGCAAGGCUGUGCUUGAGCGCAUCGCGGCGAGAAAGAAGGCCGAGGAUGAGCGCACGCGCAAGGAGAAGACGCUGCUUAGUGUUGCGCUGAAGGCGCGUCAGAUCCGUACUCGCAAGACAGAUCAGCCUCCUGAGAUGGAGGACGUGGGCAUCAGACUGUCGCCCGAUCCGCUGUCGCCGGAAAGUACGCUUGAGUUCCCGGCUGUGUUCCUGUACCACAUGGAUGCGCAGACGGAUUUCAUCAAGGCGUUCUCCGAAAUGCAUUCGAUCGAGGAUCACCUCGACUACAUCUUCCCGUUGCCGUGGGAUCAGAAGGGAGAGUACAAGAUCAAUACGGUGGAGUGCUUCAUGGAGACGGUUACGGGUGGUUUGAUCCGGGCUGGCAAGAAGGUGCCAUUGGUACAGAUCCUUAGUGGUGGAAAGGUUGAGGUUGUGGAUGAGUUGGUGAAGAUCUACAUUGUGCCGACCAGCAAGAGCGCUAAGUUCAUUGCUGAGAUGAAGGCGCGCAAGGAGGCUUGAAAGCAAUCAGUUGUUUGAGUCUAUUGCAGUUGUUGGAAGCCGCUGGGUUAUGCCAGGGCCAUUUGAAUGGACGGCUGUCCAUUCGCCUAUGUUGCGGUCAGUCCCGCGACAUUCUCGAGUCGAGCCCAAACUUGAGCAUGUAUACAUGCUGCCUGGACCGGCUCUUCUAUUAUAUACCCACUGAGGUUUUGCGGCUGAUAGCCGUUGUAUAUAACAUCCUAUGAUGACGCCUAGACUAU
Messenger RNA from Aspergillus costaricaensis CBS 115574, 1562 nucleotides. Its product is annotated as HSP70/90 family co-chaperone CNS1. The record is from RefSeq and is a predicted model, not a curated record. The transcript is spliced from 3 exons. NCBI's taxonomy places the organism in Eukaryota, Fungi, Ascomycota, Eurotiomycetes, Eurotiales, Aspergillaceae. Gene Ontology annotation, molecular function: Hsp90 protein binding. Gene Ontology annotation, biological process: protein folding. Bases 37 to 1323 code for a protein of 428 amino acids.